Umbelopsis ramanniana AG is the source of this 613-nucleotide messenger RNA. RefSeq lists its product as uncharacterized. NCBI's taxonomy places the organism in Eukaryota, Fungi, Mucoromycota, Umbelopsidomycetes, Umbelopsidales, Umbelopsidaceae. The coding region runs from base 233 to 397 and encodes 54 amino acids. The transcript has a single exon. The record is from RefSeq and is a predicted model, not a curated record.
UGCGGAAAACUUACGUAGGCAUCAGAGAACAACUCGUCCUCUAAAUGAUGGAAAUGUCAAAGUUAGCGUUGCAAACAUCAUGGUCAAGUAUCCAUCCAUCAUGAUGAGAAACACAUACUGCUAAGAAUAUCACGGUACAACAACAUGGUGAGGAAGUAGAAUAAGAUGGAUGGAUGCCACGCACUUCUGAUUUACACAGGGUAUAUGGGACGGCCAGGCCUAACUGCGACCAAUGAAAAUGCUCCUUCGACACAUGUUUUAUUUUAUUCUCCGCGCUAGCGGCUGUCUUUCCAUCAGCAUCGGUCGUUCGCACUGUGUGAGUCUCACCACUGGCUCAAAUUUUCUAUCAGUGUCAUCACUUUUUACUUUUUUUAUUUUAAUAAAUCAUCUUGUUUAAGCCAAGCCAAAAAUAAAGAAAGCUAGGAAAUGGUGCUAUGCCAGCAAAAAAGAAGAAUGAUGCUUGAAUUGAAUUUUUUGAUUUGCUAUUUUUGCAUGGAUUGGUUAGCGCCUAACAAGCGUCGUAUGAUUACAGAGAAGUGAUCGGAAUAGGUGUGCUUUGCAGUAAUGAGAAACAUGAUAUAAGGAAGCUAUUUACAGUGAAUUACAAGGGUUA